AGAGGCGAAAAAAGCCCACCUUUUCUUUCGCCUUCUCUGCCCAUCCCUCCCCUCACUCUGCCUCUCCGUUGCACAUCUCGUCAUAGCCUCUUGGUUUUUUUACCAACAAACAUUUUUCUUAUAACCGCGGUCAGCGACUCGGAUAUAUUUCUUUACAAUCUACGGCACGAUCCUCGAUCUCUGUCCUUUUCCUCUCCGACCCUAAACCGUCGCCUGUUGUCGUCACGAGCUUGACGUCGACACCUUCUCGUACCUCCCUCUCACACAAAAACAUAAUAAACCAUGGCUCUUAAGCGCAUUAACAAGGAGCUCACUGAUCUCGGCCGUGACCCGCCCUCUUCCUGCUCUGCCGGCCCCGUCGGCGAAGAUUUGUUCCACUGGCAGGCAACAAUUAUGGGACCUGGUGACUCUCCCUACUCUGGCGGUGUCUUUUUCCUCGCCAUCCACUUCCCCACAGAUUAUCCCUUCAAGCCUCCCAAGGUCAACUUCACAACCCGCAUCUACCACCCCAACAUCAACUCCAACGGCAGCAUCUGCUUAGAUAUCUUGAGGGACCAGUGGAGCCCGGCGUUGACCAUCUCUAAAGUCCUGCUGUCCAUUUGCUCCAUGUUGACGGACCCCAACCCCGACGACCCUCUUGUCCCUGAGAUUGCUCAUGUGUACAAGACCGAUAGAGCGCGAUACGAGGCUACUGCUCGUGAGUGGACUCGCAAGUAUGCUGUUUAAGUAGGAAGAGCGGGAAUGUACGUUCAGCGGAUGACUUGCUUUCAUAGAGGCAUGCAUUUUUAUACCUUUAACACUCGUGGGUGGGCCUCUUCAACUGCAACAGCGUGAGAUGAAAUUGCGGGUGCAUUGGUCAGCGAGUUUAGUGAAGUGGAAUAUCUUUGAAGAUCACUGGCAAGGACUGUCUUGCGCAAAAUCACUGUACUCUUGUGACAUAGGGAGAUGUGAGCAUAGAACAGCUUACCAGAGGAUUGGAAGGAUGCUAUUUUUUUCUCGUGUGGCUGGCAGAUAUUAAAGAGAUAGUAUGCAGCUAGGCAGAAAGCGAUGAUUUCAAACUCAAGGGUCUCUUUGGAACGGGCCGUUUAACAGUAGACAUGUUUAAUAUUCCCGUAUUGUGACGCAGGUGACAUGUAAAUGAUGUGCGCAUAAGGCACCGUUGUACGGACGGGUCCAAGUCACGGAAAUACGGCAACGGUGGAUUGUGCCUAAGGGUUUAAAUAGGCUCGGUAGUCGGGCUUGGGCUUUUUUGAGGCUGUCGCAACAAAGCGCCGAGCCGUAUGCACCUACGGACUGAUAGGAGCUGGG
Messenger RNA from [Torrubiella] hemipterigena, 1308 nucleotides. Lineage: Eukaryota; Fungi; Ascomycota; Sordariomycetes; Hypocreales; Clavicipitaceae. The record is from the annotation of a GenBank genome assembly.